Molecule: messenger RNA, 4802 nt
Organism: Porites lobata
Lineage: Eukaryota; Metazoa; Cnidaria; Anthozoa; Scleractinia; Poritidae
Source: the annotation of a GenBank genome assembly
AUGCAAGCUCUGUUUGCCUUGGCCUUUCUAUCGUGUAUCUCUGUUGGUAAGUGAAAUCAUAUUUAUGUUUUAAAGGCUUCCAGAGGAUUUUUUUCACGGUUGUUUUGGAAUAUAAUUCAAGUCGCUAUUUUGGACCGUUUACGCUUGAAGUAUGCUGUUCUUGUAAGAUGGUUGAGGCUAAACCGCUCCUUUUUAAUAUGUACUGCUGCAAAUUUUGCAUUAAGCGUCUUCUAAUGUUUAUUAGGAAGCUUUAGCAACGACGACGUCGAAGGCAACGAGGACGUCAAGAAAGAAAAAUGUACCAGAACAAUAAGCACAUUUUUGUAAAUUUCUUUGCCGUCAAUGUCUAGUGCGACCGCAAUAUGUUUCAUGAAAGACGAAAACAAGCUACGACCAACUUUUUUGUUUCUCUCUCUGGAAAAAUUGCCAAUCAACUGUAACGAAAAGGCAAAAGACAUAAAGCAAGACAGUCUUGGAACUAAACGCAUGAUUCCAAUGAUAUUACUACUCCUUUUCUAUACAUAUUUAAGAAUAGUAUUCGAGCGCUUUGUUGCCCGUUUUAUAUUCAAGGUGUGGGGUUAACGUUGUUUCGCAACUGGGUUUGAAACUUAAAGCGCGAGGGCUGGAUAUCUGAGCUGGACAUGUUCCCAGCGUCCUGAUCAGUUUAAAAACCUAUUAGACGGCUUUCACCACCUGAGGCCAUAGACGAUAUUUUAUGCCAAUUAACUCAGGUUAGUUGAAUUUCGACUUUCGGUACUACUAAAUAGCUUUAAUAAAUAGAGGGCAGUCUCUUCAAAUUUCAUGCCAGCUUGAAAAUUAAAGCUUUAGGACUGACUAACUCAGCAACUUGGGCAACGAAAGAAGGGAACGUUCUUAUGUUCAAAUAGAUAAAAGAAAAUCUCUCCUGUUGAUUGUUUUAAAGAUUUUUAAGGGCUUGCCAACGAAAUGAAAUUCAAUUUUUAUGACUAAUGCAGUCGGUAGGUGUCACCCCUAAAACCUCUGUAUACAACCAACAUUUAUGUGAAGCUGCGUGAAGUGUCGUUUUAUAAAGCUUCAGACACUUCUCAACUGGAACAUAAACACAAUUCAGGGGCACCCAACGAGAAUAUAGUUCAAAACCACUUAAACAUAGCAUUGUUAAACGUAUUUUAGUAUUAAAUCGGUAGAUAUAGGCAUAUUUUUAUCCUCUAAAAUUUUUCAUCUGUCCGGAUUUCCCAGCUGAAAGUCUAGUGAUUCGAAAAUUAUAGGAAUCAAAACUUUACCUUUUCGAAACUUUCAGCCAGAAAAAAGGCUCCCGAAAAUUGUAGGUGACCCUUUUAGGGUAAAAAUCGGUUAAAAAUGGGCAAUUAUACCAUUGUUUAGAUGUUCGAAAAUCCUAGGAGAGGAAGACAAGCAAGAAAUUUUGGAAAAAAUUUUCCGAAAAUUCUAGACCUGAAAUCGUCUUCCGAACAGAUAUUUUCCGAAAAUUGUCGUUGGGUGCCCCUGACAAUUCAUUGUUCGCGCCCCCCAGCCCCCUCCCAACACACAAAAAAUGCUGAACAGUGGCCAUGCACUUUCUAACAGCUUCUCAUAGUUGCGUAAGGUAGGCAAGUUUAUUAUGUAUAUUAAAGUUUGAUAUUUAAUAGACAUUUUUUUUUUCACUUUGUGUCAUGGUGUUAGUAUAUAUUAAGCAAUCAGUAAUUUGCCAUAAAAAUUGGCUUUCCUGGUUUUUCGGAGGAUGUUAUUAAAUGCUGCAGAAACGUUCAUGCUACAUAGCCUUGCCCGCUAGCAGCUAACUUUCCGCAACAUUAGCCAGGUCUUUUGUGUGUGAUUAAUUUUAAUGACAUGUUUCUUUGCUUGACGUUGAUAUAUUUGCGUGGUAACACAUGGCUGGAUACUAGGCAUUUUUUUGGCGUCUAAACGGACAAGACAAAGUCCAGGUCUAAAAACACAAAAACAUAUCCACCCAUCUUGACUUAACGAGAUUGGUCAAUGAAGGAUAUAUUAGUAAUAGGACUAAAUGCUGUCCAGUAGGAUGAAAAACGUUAUGAGGACAGCCAAAAUUACGGCCUAGUCCAAUUUGGCUGUCGGAGUAAAACAAUAAUGCAAAUAGUUAAUUUAAGGAGAAACGAAAACUUUUGAAAAUAAGCAUUUUAUUCCUCAGGCGCUUUUCGCAGGCUUUGUCCGCAACUGAACAUGUUAGCUUAAUAAAUGUUUGUUUUGAAUGCCAACAUCUAUACACAAUUAUUAGCGUUUCCUAUCUCUUGUCGAAAGUUUCAGUGCUUGCACUUUUUCCAGAACCGUUGCCACAAAUGUUUUAUAGUCAUCAUGUCAAAUAGUUUCAUUUUGCCCGCUCGGGCACGCAGAAAAUAAGAACACAGGAUUUGCUUCAUCCGUGCCCGCUCGCAGCGUCAGCCAUAUGUCAGACGACCUAAAGGCAGCGAAGCCCUUGUGUUAACUGUAGACAAGCUAACUGGGUGCACCAAAAACACUUUUGUUUUAAGAGCGAGCACUGCGGCUGCGGUUUUUUUGCCUUUGCUUUCUUGAGAUGCUUUUCCGUUGUAAGUUCAACAUCUAACUUUUAAAUAUGACCUCGCAUCGUAUAAGAGGUAGAAUGAUGAAUUUCUCAGUAUGUAUAUCUAGCCAAUUUUUAGAAAAUGAUCCUAACCACGGUAACUAUAGUUAUCAAGACAUAUUUAAGGACGGUGCCCACUAAUGGGAAGUAUUUUUUCCCAGAUAAUGACUAUGUGAGACAAGUAGAUCAUAUCAGGGGCUGUUGAAAUCCAAAAAGAAAACUGGGGUAACCACGCAUUUUUCAGAGAUGACUGCGCUUCAACAUGGACCGGAGAACAACGCUGAAUAGGCAUUUUUUAGAAAAAUGAUAAAAAUUUAUUUUUUCCCCAAAUUUCAGAGUGCACACGUGAACUGGCACAAAUGCAAUGAUAAUUGUAACAAGGUUUCAAAAUAAGCGACAAAUGAUAACAUAACAACUGCUCUUUAUACGUCUUUUUUUGAAAUAUCAGCACAACUGGGAAGUUAUCAGCAGUUACCCCUCUCCACACGUUUGCCUUAAAAAUAGUGUAAACGACAUUUUCCCGCAACCAAAAAUCGAUCGUUUGCUGGGUAGGCUUAUUACUUUCAUUUGGUAAGAUAAAAAGUACGGUUUACCACGCGUUUUUAGAAGUUAUAUUAGUUGGUUUCAACCUUAACUUGAUCGCUUUUGGGGUUAUUUACAAUUUUUCCCAUCCCCUCCCCGGUCAGUUUCAUUAUUGCUUCACUCAAUGCGGAGUACUCUGGGAUAUCCACAAUGGCUAACAGUCAGAGAGAACAACAACCCAUGGAAGAAAGCAAAAAUAAAAAGUGAAAAAGGAUAUUUCGUGGACUCUAAGGAAAACAAAUUAUACCAUUUCAUUCAACUGGAGCUUCUCCGUCUCAAAAAUUUAACAAAACUUUCUGGAGAAAAGCAAUCUCCAAGGUAUUAAAGGUUACUUCUAUCGCACAGAGUCUUCUGGUGAGCUUUUUGAUUUGAUUUGUGGCAGAAAUGUUCAGAUAAUGUGUGGUGUGGAAAUUGAACCCUUAAGAAAUACUAUGUAGACGACAAGCUGCCAAAUAAGGCAAUAAUUUCAAUGCUUAGUAAUGCCAAAAUGCUUAAAUAACAAUGGUGAUAGUAAAAAACAAUAAGUUUUUUCGAUUUUUCCACGAUGAAAGCGUUUCCUUUGCGGUCCGCAACUAUUUGUGAACUGCGAUCUCAGCAAUCUAAGCAAUAUUGUGACAACAACUUUUUUCUUGCUGUUCAACAAAUAAAAGCCCGGGACUCUCAGUAAAAGGGACAUCUGUUUGUACUCGAACGCUUUAAAUCUAUCUUCUGGUGAAUAAUUACAUAAAAUCAUACAGAUUUAAGUAAUAUUCGGGAAAGUGUUUAUAUUCCAUCAGCCGAUAAAACGAUUUACUGAUUUACUGAUCACCCUUGCCUAUUUAAGAGAUUUUUUAAUACCCAAGCUCCAAGCGUAACAUCUUGAAGUAAUAACUUUUGAUGUUUUGAGAAUUGACCUGUUUGACUAUGAAAUGUUCCUGGUUCGGUCAGAUCGAUCAUGCGGCCGAAAUAGCAACAUGCGAAUACUUCUUCAGUUUUCAAAGAACUGACAAAAGUAAAUAGAAAAAGUAAAUAGAAAUUAUUUGUCAUCUGUAAAAAAACGACGCAUCUUUUCGAUCCACAAGAAAUAACUUGAACCUUCCAGACUUACAGGAGACAAAACCAGUCCGCGCGUCCUGCUUGUUGUGCAUUUCUUUCGCGUCGCGCGCGACUACCUUGGGAUGCGCAGAAAACGUGCACAGUAACAACGGUGGGCACCGUCCUUAACCACUUUCAUUAAGCUUUUGAGCAGUAAUUUUAUAUUUAAUUUUGCUGCUUUCAAAAAUUUCGUCUAAAUUGAUAAAGAAGUAUCGAAGUGGCACGUUUCGCUUUGUUUCGUUUUGUAGGAUACGGCCUUAAGUGCUACGUGUGUACCUCAGCCAAAGAUUGGGCUAGCUGUGACGAGAGCAAAAAGGAAUUCACAUGUCCUGCCGGUUUCGAUUCCUGCGGGAAAAUUUAUUACGAUGCAAAAUUCGGGGACGUAUCCUUGGAAGCAUAUAGCAAAUUAUGUGCGGUAAAGUCCGCCUGCAGUGAUGAUCUGUGCAAAGCACAAGCCGGGGGACAAUCAGGAAUAACCAUCAACAAGUGUGAAGUCAACUGCUGCCAGGGUGACCUGUGUAAUGGAGCCAAAGUACCACUGGUCAGCGCCUUCCUGCUGUUGGCAUGUGCUGUUGUAGCUUUUUUCCGUUAA